Molecule: messenger RNA, 2115 nt
Organism: Panicum hallii
Lineage: Eukaryota; Viridiplantae; Streptophyta; Magnoliopsida; Poales; Poaceae
Product: eukaryotic translation initiation factor 5
Exons: 2
Coding region: 443-1807 (454 amino acids)
Biological process (GO): translational initiation; formation of translation preinitiation complex; formation of cytoplasmic translation initiation complex
Cellular component (GO): cytosol
Molecular function (GO): eukaryotic initiation factor eIF2 binding; translation initiation factor activity; GDP-dissociation inhibitor activity
Source: RefSeq, a predicted model, not a curated record
CCCCCCUAUAAAAGCCGCCCGCCUCCGCCUCCCCCCGCACUCCAUCGCCUCGCCGCCGUUCCCCGCAACCCCUCUCGCGCGCCCUAAUCGCGCUCGGCCCGGCUCGUCGUCGCCCCCUCCAGACCUCCGCCCCGCAGCCGAGGUAGCAGCAUCUGUUCUGCUGCAGUCUGACAAAGUGGAGGGCUUAGGUGUUGCUGCUUCUUUUAUGUCUGAACAAUCUUUGCUUUAUUUGGGAUUGCUGGGAGAGUAUUCUCGUGCAACUAGAAAAAGGCACAAGCUUCCGUUCCACUGCAUGCAUCAAGAGCCCAUCUGGUCUUCUUGUUCUGAGGUGUCUUUUGCUGGUGCUCAGAGUCAGCCUGGUUUUCUCCAAGGAUCAGCAGCUCCUCUCGGUUCAGGAUUUUUCCACAUCUGAUAGCAUCUGCUUCAGAAAUCUUUAUCCAAGAUGGCGCUGCAAAACAUUGGUGCUUCAAACAGGGAUGAUGCCUUCUACAGGUACAAGAUGCCCAGGAUGAUUACCAAAAUAGAAGGGCGUGGUAAUGGCAUCAAGACAAAUAUUGUGAACAUGGUUGAUAUUGCAAAAGCACUUGCCAGGCCAGCUUCCUACACAACCAAGUACUUUGGGUGUGAGCUUGGUGCACAAUCUAAGUUUGAUGAGAAGACAGGAAUUUCCUUGGUUAAUGGGGCUCAUGACACUGCAAAGCUGGCUGGUCUCCUUGAGGUGUUCAUCAAGAAGUAUGUCCAGUGUUACGGUUGUGGCAACCCUGAGACCGAGAUUCUCAUCUCUAAGACCCAGAUGAUAUCACUGAAAUGUGCUGCCUGUGGCUUCGUCUCGGAUGUUGACAUGAGGGACAAGCUCACAACCUUUAUCCUGAAGAACCCACCAGAACAGAAGAAGGGAGGAAAAGAUAAGAAGGCCAUGAGGAGAGCUGAGAAGGAACGUCUGAAGGAAGGUGAGGCUGCUGAUGAGGAGCAGAAGAAACUGAAGAAGGAUGCGAAGAAGAAAGGUGCAUCUUCCAAGGAAUCCACUGCUAAGGUUUCAAAGAAGAAGGCUGCUGCUGCUGCUGGCUCUGACGAAGAUCAUUCAACGUCUCCAACUCGCAGUCGUGAUGGUGACAAUGCAGCUGCAGACGAGGAUGAUGAUGAUGAUGAUGUCGAGUGGCAGACUGACACUUCUUUGGAGGCUGCAAAACAACGCAUGCAGGAGCAACUGAGUGCGGCAACUGCUGAGAUGGUGAUGCUGUCCACUGAUGAGACUGAGAAGAAGAAGAAGCCGGCCACCCCUAAAGAAGCCACUGCUAAUGGUUCUGUGAAUGCCCAAGAGAGCUCUGAGCCAGCCGUCACUAAGCCCAGUCCCUACAAUGAACUGGUUGGAGACAUCAAGGCUAGCUUGGGAAGUGCUGCAACACCCACUCAGGUCAAGGCUGUGCUGGCAUCCUCAGCCCUCCCUCCCCAGGAUGUGAUGAACGCUCUCCUGGAGGCUCUCUUUGAUGGAGUGGGCAAGGGAUUUGCCAAGGAGGUGGUGAAGAACAAGAAGUACCUUGCUGCUGCUGUGCCUGAUGAGGGUGCCCAGACUGUGCUGGUCCAGGCCAUUGAGUCUUUUGGCGGCAAGUGCAGCCCCGAGGCACUGAAGGAGGUUCCAGUCGUUCUGAAAGCCCUGUACGAUGGAGAUGUGCUGGAGGAGGAAACCAUAGUGGAGUGGUACAACGCCGCCGUUGCUGCUGGCAAGAACUCGCAGGUCGUGAAGAAUGCCAAGCCGUUUGUGGAGUGGCUCCAGAGCGCCGAGUCUGAAGAAGAGGAUGACGAGUGAGACGCUUUGAUCUCACACAGCACUCCGCUGCUACUAUUUUAUCUUUGUGUCAUGCUUGUCUCGUGGUUGUCUUAUCUCGUAUGAUCGUGUCAGUGUCUUAUCUCAUGUGAUCGUGUCAGUCUCUUGUGUCCAGUCUCCACAGUUGGUGUUUGUCAGCGUCUUAUGCGAUUGUGUAAGCAGCGUACCUUAUGUUGUUAGUUGCUUGUGGUGUCAUGUGUCCGUUUGCGGCUACAUUCAGUGUGAUACUGUUUCACCUGUGGAUUGUUUAUUUGUCUUCAUGCUUUAGGGGUUGUUCAGGUUUGUUGUUU